GCUCUGGAGGGGUUUUGUACUGUGUUAAACCUGGCUGACCUUCCUGCAGCCUCCAGCCCCCCGCGGCUCCUCCGCGGUGUAACCUGCGCUCAUCAGUGGGCUGUGACGGUGGCGCUGUGUCUGGGGCCUGCGCAGUGGGGCUGGGUCAUACUUGGGUGCAGCUCUACCAGAGAAGGAAGCGGAGUUUCCGGCUGUUUGCAGCGGAGUGAGAGGGUUGCUGACGCCGCGAAACCCCGAGGAAAAAGAACGCCGCCGGCUCGGGGGGCUAAUAGCUUCAUGCAUUGAUAGUGGCCGGUUUGUUUUAUACCGGGGGUAGUUGAAUUGUUUACAAACUUGAGGAGUGGUGCAGCUAAUCAAAGGAAGAAGCGGCACAAGGCGGGGGUGAGCUACUACUAGCUACCGGCAUGGCCAGAGACUACGAUUACCUCUUCAAGCUGCUCAUCAUCGGUGACAGCGGAGUGGGGAAGAGCAGUCUCCUCCUGCGAUUUGCAGACAAUACAUUUUCAGGUGUGUGGCUCCGUCUCGGCUGUGACUCAAGGCUUUCGACAUUACGACUGCUUCUUAGUAAACCUUUUUGGUUGUUGUGGUUCUUAUAUUACUGUUCUACAGGUAGUUAUAUCACCACGAUCGGUGUAGACUUUAAGAUCCGGACGGUGGAGAUCAACGGGGAGAAGGUGAAGCUGCAGAUCUGGGACACAGCGGGGCAGGAGCGCUUUCGCACCAUCACCUCCACGUACUACAGGGGAACGCAUGGGGUCAUAGUAGUAUACGACGUCACGAGCGCCGAGUCCUUCGUCAACGUCAAACGAUGGCUACACGAAAUCAACCAGAACUGUGACGACGUGUGCCGAAUAUUAGUGGGAAACAAGAACGACGACCCCAGCUCCAAGGUGGUUGAGACGACUGACGCGCAGAAGUUUGCAGAGCAGAUGGGAAUCAGCUUGUUUGAGACGAGUGCAAAAGAGAAUAUCAACGUGGAAGAGAUGUUCAACUGCAUCACAGAGUUAGUGCUACGAGCCAAGAAGGAGGUGCUAGCGAAGCAGCAGCUGCAGCAACAGAACGACGUGGUCAAGCUCACCCGGAACAGUAAACGGAAGAAAAAGUGCUGCUAACAAACUCCGAGCCGCUCCGACCCAAGACCGGAGGCCACGUUUCCUCAUAAAAGCAUUCAUAUUUGAUGAGACUCAGAGCAUCUAAAUUAAAGAGAAGAUAAAGUUUUAAUAAAUAUACAGUAAAAGAUGAAAUAAAAAUAACAUAAAUGGAAACAAAUUGUCCCUUUUGGACAAACUAAUCAUGGAGACUUAAAAAAAAUAUAUAGAUUUUUAUCAGAUGUCCGAACAACUUGGAAUUCAUCAGAUGUGCUUCGUUGACAUGAGGUCCUCCAACUGUUAAAGGAUCUGCCAGCUAACAUCAUCCCCACGCUCCUCCAUCAGCAUCUCCCUCUGACAUCUGGAGUCCCGGCCAACUGAGGAGGAGGAGGAGGAGGAGGAGGAGGAGGAGGGGGAGGGCUCCCCGAUCCUGGAGUGGGUUGUGGGGUUUGUUUGGGACUGGGAUGUGUUGGAAGAGCAGCGACCUCGGCUCCUGCUUGUGAAUCCAUCGUCCUUAUGGGGGAAAAAUCACUGGGAGGAUGUUGAUGGUGUUGAUUGAUAGAUGACCUUUGAGCAGCGUAUCUGAUGGACAGAACUGGUGACUUCUCAUGUUUAUUUUUGUGUAUUUUGCCAAGCUUUUCCCCUUUCUAACCUCCAGUAGUGCUGAGCCAUUGAUAAUCAGUUCUUUUCCUUUGAAGUGCAGCAGAGCGGUUAAUCCAACCAUUAAAGUUCUGGCUGCACGUUCACAGCAGUCUUACAACAGUCUGAUUUUACUCUUUUUCUUUUUACAAGAUACUGCCAACGUUUUAAAAGAAGUAGGAGCUCAUCAGAGUCUCUGAUUGGACUGUUGCCAUAGCGGCCAGCGACUGGCCGAGAAGCAGGGUGAAUCAGCGUCUGAUGGGACCCUGUUGAGUCCUCAGGAAGUGCUCCCCUCUAUUUUUUUUUACUUAUUUCUUGCAGCCUUCUCUUCCUUUAUCAUAUCAGCCAUUCUGACAGCGACAGACCUUUCUUUCUCCCGACGGUGACGGCCGACUCGCUGGACUCUGGGUACCUUCUGCCCUCCUUUAUUUUGAAAGCAUGAAACCCUUUUACGAUGUGCGAUGCUUUGGGUUUGGAGGCUAGCUUGCACCCUGCUGAGCAGCCUGUCACCGCUGACGGAUGUUUAAAGUCUUUAAAGUCUUACGUGGUGUGUGUCAUCAAAUGGAAGUGUUAGCAGACGGAGCGGCCAACAACCUGCAGCACUGGAUUCCUGCGGACGUUCUUUACCGGUCUGUCCCAGCGUGGGCGGUGGUUUGUUUCUUGUGUUCAGAAUUGGGAGGUGUCGUGUAAGCUGCUGUUGAAACAUCUCACCUUUUCACCGUCUCUUGGCAGACUGGCUGGUAGUUUGAGAUCAAAAGAACAUGAAUGGUAAUGGUAUCAAAUCUCAUCCUUUUUUUUUUUUUCAUUACGUGUAUGUAAAUAUAAAUAUAUUUGUGUGUUUAUAUUAAGUAUAGAUCAUGCACACACGAUUAGCACAGCGGCCUGUGCAUGUGUCAAACAUGCCCCGUGUGCUUUGGUUGAAACACACUCGUCAGCUGUGGUUUGCUGUACACUGGAGACAAAAGAAAGAAAGAUGUACUAUUCAAUUUCCCUACAUGAAUUUAAUCAGUAAUAAACGUUUUAAAGUAAUAAAUAUUGGACACAUAAA
Messenger RNA from Oryzias melastigma (Indian medaka), 2775 nucleotides. It is a transcript of the gene rab35b, whose product is annotated as RAB35, member RAS oncogene family b. Bases 405 to 1112 code for a protein of 235 amino acids. Gene Ontology annotation, biological process: Rab protein signal transduction; endocytic recycling. Gene Ontology annotation, molecular function: GTP binding; GTPase activity. The transcript has 5 exons. Gene Ontology annotation, cellular component: plasma membrane; endosome membrane. The record is from RefSeq and is a predicted model, not a curated record. Lineage: Eukaryota; Metazoa; Chordata; Actinopteri; Beloniformes; Adrianichthyidae.